This is a messenger RNA of Cetraspora pellucida, 418 nucleotides long. The record is from the annotation of a GenBank genome assembly. Lineage: Eukaryota; Fungi; Glomeromycota; Glomeromycetes; Diversisporales; Gigasporaceae.
AUGGUACUGAUAGAGAAACGAAAAAAAGGUCGUUGGACAGCUGAGGAAGAUAAACUAUUAAUGCAAAGUAUUGAAGAGGAACCUGAUCCAGAAAACCCAAAUUGGGCGAAUAUUGAACGAAAAUUUGCUGGAAAAAGAAGUACGAAGCAAAUUAGAGAGAGAUGGUCCAGCCAUCUUGCACCAUCAAUCGAAAAACGACAGUUUAACGAUGACGAACGAAAAAUCAUCGACGAAGAAUUCAAAAAGAAUAAAUUCAAAUGGGCAAAAAUUGCUUCUAAGUUAGAGAAUGCUACACCAUUAAUGGUCAAAAACUUUUGGAAUAAUAGGCUUAAGAAAAGGCCUAUUAUUGUUAGACAUCCUACAGAUUCCUCUUUCGCGGAACCGUCCACUCCAGUUCAAGGGUUUUCGAGUGGACCAG